GGAAACCAAAGUCCGGUGUGGCGGGACUAGUCGAAAUCGCGAGGUUUAAACUUGAUAAUGGACCAGAGUCUUGAUGAUAUUAUUCAACAGAAGCGCAUCAGAGUAACUAGAGGUAGAGGUCGUGGACGCGGUCGUGGUGGCGAAUCUUUGCGGGGUGUGCGUCGUGGUGGAAUUGCGCGACGAAACACAAAUGGAAUGUCACGAGCCUUACCUGACAAAUGGCAGCACGAUAUGUUCCAAGAUGGUCGUAGCCCCAAAGGAUCUGGUAAUACAGGUGGAAAUGCAGCGAGGUUGCACAUUUCAAACUUGGACUUUGGUGUUAACAAUGAUGAUAUAAAUGAACUUUUUCGGGAGUUUGGUGCAAUUCGAAAGGCUACUGUCCAUUAUGAUAGGAGUGGUCGUUCUCUUGGCACCGCAGAAGUCGUUUUCGUGAACCCACUUAGUGCAACAAAAGCCAAAAAUCACUACAAUGGUGUACCGCUUGAUGGACGCCCAAUGGUCAUUCAGUUGGUCGGUGCAGGUUAGUCAACAAACAGUCAGCCACGUCGACCAGGAAAUCACUUCCGUAGCAACUGUUGACUUCGUUACCAUUCAGUGAUGUUCCACCUUGUUUGGGAAGAUAGUGCUUCCAAACUGACGUGCUGCCAGUAUAUGUUUUUGUUGUUUUCUAAUGCUGGAAUGUCUAAAACUUGUAAUUCAUGGUGUUACCAACUAUGGAGCAAAUCCACUUUUUCUCGGGGAUUCUCACCUGCAUCAUUUUCAAAUGGUUGGACAUUGGCGAGGAGCAUAGUGGAAUUCGCCGUUGUCUCGAGGUUCUGGUAUUACCAUAAUCAUGGGCAGGGAGGUUUCCUUAGUUUUUCUUUAUUUUGUGGGUGUGAUUGAGUGUUUUCACUUGGGAACACUUAAUGUCUACCAUAUCAUGUGUUCUGCGAAAAUAUCUGCCAGAAUUAUAACGAAUAAUUGAGCUUAAAGUUCUAUAUUGGCACUAACGAACCUGAACCGCGCAUAUAAUGAACUGAAGUUAAAUUUCAUUUCGAUAAUAAAAUGGCAACAGUUUUGAUGUUGUUAAAGACUCACUAAUUGACACGUAUUUUAUUCCUCAAGCUGUUGAAACUACUGUAACAUCACGUCCCCGCGUUACUCGCCCUCGUGGUUCACCGAUUCGUCGGGGUUUCGGACGUGGUCGAGGUCGUGCACGUGGUCGCGGAAGAAUUCAGAAACCUACAGUUACUAAGGAAGAAUUAGACGCACAGUUGGCUGCUUAUAAUGCUCAGGUAAUCCGCAGAUCUUUGUUAAUAUGUUUCUAAGUUUGACUCCCGAGAAUGUAAACCUGCUUCAAUUAUACCCUGAUUUGUCUGACUUAUUAAGCAUCCAGACAAAAGUAGCCGUUUAGUUCUCUGCUUAUUUAUUUAUUUUAACACAUCGGUACAAGAAGGCACCAAAUACAUAUGCGCCACACAGAUCUCAUUGGAUAUGUGUGAGGGCUGUGAUACUGCCCGGGUGCCCAGACCGAAGCAGGUGGUUUUCUUAGGGGGCCAAGUUCUCUACUUAACUUUCUCCAAAUCAUAAGCGCCUAAACGAGUCCAGGCUGUCCUUAACAUGGGUUCAGAAAUGCUAUUACAGUUCGGCUUGAAAUAUAAACACUAGUGUGAGUAUUCAGUUCGUAAAUGAUGCUAUGCAACUUGAUCAGGGUUUUAGGUUGGCCACAUACCUAAUAAUUAUGUAUCUAGACGUCUAUAAAAUGUAAUUUACUAGUCAUAUGAUUGGUGUCAAGUUUUCCUUUUGUGCUCGUAAAGUUGAAAUUCUCUUGUUGGUCAGUGCAAUGUGAGACUAUGAUUUAAGAAGCCCUUCAAGUAUAUAAUGUUAUCGAUAUAAUUGUCAUUUAUCUUGAUCCACUGAUUGAUCUGAGUCAUGUUUAAAAGACAGACUGUUUGGUUGGGCCUUAAUACUUGUAUGCAAUGACCGUAGAUGUUAACUGACAUGAGGCUAGAACCAGUCCUAGUAUCGCGGCUGCAUUCGUUUUCUGUCCUCUAAAUCACCAGUUAAGUAUCAUCCCUAGAUGUCCAGUCCAACUGCUAACCAUAUUUUCUGUUUACAAUGUUACUAUGUAAGAUUGACUCAAAGUUAAAACACGCUCUUGUUCCUAUUUACCUAGGAUCCGUUGCAUUUUUUGUUUAGCUCUGUUUUCAAAUUUUGCUAUAAUAUGGGUUACGUAUUAGAGCUAUUUUGAAAAUUACUCAUUUUUUUGCUUUGGUGCAAUCUACGUGCUUCAGUUCCACAGUUGCCGACUACAAGAACUAAAACUGCAUUUUUAGGAUCUUGUGUAACUUCCAGUUUAAAUAAUCUCAAAUGCACGAAAAAUCUGCCUUUCCCUUCGCUUCUCUACAAUGCUAUUUAGUAAAGAAUAUUAAUAACUACUGACUGAUAGUGAAUUGUAAGCAAAUGUACAUUGAGUUAAGUUGCCAUGCUUCGCAGCUUAGCAAUUAAAAGAGAACAAACCAAAGUAGUUAAAAAAAACUCGGUAGUGGAGAAUUAAAUAGAAAGCUUAUCUGGAUGUGCAUUUACCACCUUAUUCAACAAAGCUCGUCUCGAUCUGUUUGCUGUUUCUAAACAGUGUUAUACAACUUUACCCGGCAUUAUUUACGCAGCGGUUAAAGUACACAUAACUUUAAAGGCAUUCUUAAUCUAUUAUAGACAAUCUUUAUACGUGUUUUUAGGCUGUUUCACAGUACCAAAGUAAUAGCAAUCUAAAUGCUUCCUCGUAUACUCGCUCUUUGAUUUGACAUGCUCCUAAAUGCCGAACGAACUUCUAUUAGUGUUGCGACUUAUUUACUCUUAGAUCUUGAGAAGGGUUCCAUAAUAAGUAGGUUAAUAAGCGUAAGUUCUUUCCAACACACAGUUAGCGCUUACACCAUUUUUCACUGAAAGGGAAUAAAACCCAUUUUAUUAUUCAAAAGUUUGAAUUCCAUCACAACCAAACAGGAGCCUGUCAUUUGUUCACUAAUUUGAUGAGAGUUUCUGGUUAUAAGGCUAAUCCCUAAGCAGAGUUAUUUCUAGAGACAUUAUCAAAGGAUCACUAGAAUUUACCUAUCAAAACCUAAUACUUUUUCGCCUCAAAACUACAGUACUUUUUUAAGAGUUGUCAAUUUCAGUCAGGUUGUCGGUGGAUCAUAAGAUCAUAAUGAGUAGCUGCAGCUUAGUUAAACUGUUCCGCAUGAUAUUGCGCACAUUUUUCUAGUCGACCAAUCUUUGAGUUAGUCUGUGCCCCCUUUUUUAGCAAUAGUUUUGUUAAUAGCCAACUCUCUUUCACUUUGGCAAGUUUAAAGACUUGUGUACUAAUGCCUAACUUUUCUACCUUUUCAAUUUUUAGAGCCAAGUCGCCCCCGCUCAUAAUUGUCCUUAAGGCUGGGCAAAAUAACUUGACUCAGUAGACUCUAGCAUCUCUCAGUCUUUUGGUUAAAUUUACUGUAACAGUUCUUAGUGUCUUUUUGUGCGAAUGAAGAGAAGUGGUCUCAAAUAUUAUUGGAAUAGUUUUGAAUUUCUUGCAAACAUUAGUACAUCUGAACCUUGUUAUCAUAGGACAAACACUUCUGUUUUCUUGUUAAUAAGGUAGGUAAGUUUGUCUGUUUAGUACAGCUAUUUCUUUUAAUUAAUAGCAUUAACAAUAGAAUGUCAUUACUGUCUGACGCACACAUCACGUACAUAUCUAUCUAGUUCAUUUUUCGAAGAACUGAUGGUUCAUUAUCAGCUUGUUAGUAGUUUCUCUCGUGCAUUGACCUCCAGUGCUUAUUCAUACUAAACUGUAUCUUUAUUUCGUUCUAUUUUCAGCGUGCUUGAUCUGUUCUCACAACCUCUUUUUUUGGAGUAGACUCGACACAAUCUGUCAACUCCAAAUCUCUUGUCCCUAUUUAAUGUAUGUCUUCUGAGUCCAUAUGAAAAAUAAAACAAUUUAUUAUAUAAAAGUUUCA
Messenger RNA from Schistosoma spindalis, 3968 nucleotides. The record is from the annotation of a GenBank genome assembly. Lineage: Eukaryota; Metazoa; Platyhelminthes; Trematoda; Strigeidida; Schistosomatidae.